UCAGGAGCCAAAUCAAAGUGAAGACCUGUGUGUUAGGGCAGUGUGCCUUGCACUGUGUGCAGAGAUCAAUGGGAAUGUCUGACUGAGCAGGGGGAACGUUACAGAGUUGGGAUUCCCAGGUUGUUUGGACAUUAUCAAGAGUUACACACUCUGGACAACAACGUGAUUGUGGUGCAGUGAAUCAGGCAAAAUCAUCCCACAGUGUGUCCCUUAAAGUGUUUAUGAAAAAGAACAUUUCAUUUGUACUACAAUGAAGGAAAAGUUGUUUGCAGUACUACUCGUUUUGCUCUUGGCUUGUAUGUUUGCAUCAUCAAAAAAGAACAGAAAGAACAAACAGCAUGCGCCUCACAUAGACUGUGAUAUCAAAGCAGGGAAGAUCGUUAAUCCAGAAUUCCUUGCAAAGUGCCCAGCUGGGUGCCAGGAUGGGAAACAUCGUGUAUAUGGCACUGAUAUUUAUGCAUCGUUCUCCAGUAUAUGCACAGCUGCUAUCCACAGUGGUGUAAUUGAUAACAAUGGAGGCAAAAUCUUUAUUCGAAAGGUUGCUGGUCAGUCAGGCUACAAGGGAAGCUACUCAAAUGGUAUACGAUCCUUGUCUCUGCCCCGCUGGAAAGAGUCCUUUGUUAUUGCAGGUAAAGGAAAAAAAGGUGUUAGCUACCCUUCAGUUCUCGAAUAUGUUGAGGUCAGAGUAGAAACAGUGCAAAGAAUUAUCCCAACUCCCUCUAUAACCACAACGUCUGCUACUACUACCCCUACCACCACAACUCCAGAACCUACAACUACCAGCACCACACCAGAGCCUACCACUACCACUCCAAAGCCAACAACCACCCUUCUCAUAACAAGCAGCCCAACAACUACCACCACAACAGAUACAAAAGUGAGACCGCCACUGGUUCGCACAAGGGAUACAGGUUCCACUAACAUCCAUCCUGCAUACAGAUCCAUUGUUGCUGCAGCAUCCAGGCAAAUGCAAGCGGCUCAAGGAUCAGGACAAAAUCAAGUUUUUAGGUCGCCUCCAACUUACCCAAACAACCGAAAUAUUCCACGCAUUAAUGCAGGUGCACCGCGGCAACAACCAGUAGUGGCCAUACGCAAACCUACUGGAAGUCUUCAGCCAUCUACUGGUUUUGGCUACAGCAGAAUUCAGCAAAUUUUAUCAGAAAAGAACAGUGCUCCUCAACAAAGCCCAACAUUACCAAGACGUGACUGGCAAAAUCCAAGUCAAAGAGUAAAUGUCCAGACAAUCCAUCGCAAGCCAACAGUACCUGAAAGCAGUAAUAGUGCACCUAAUGUUGGGGCUGUCUGGCCUGUAGAAACUCGGGACACACAAGUGCACAAUUCUAAGACUAGCGUUUCAGAAACUGACAGGUGGAAAUCGGGAUUUUCACAAACCAAUUCCAAGAACAGUGAAUCAGAUACAGUGUUGAAGGCUGUGCAAGAAACAUCAGUACCAAAAUUUAAUGAAGAUUUAUGGAGAUAUGGCUUUUCUGAAACAGCAAUCAAUGCAAGGGAAGAAGUCAUCACAAAGCCACCGGAAACAGCAGUCCUUGGAGGAACAAACUGCAAAAUCGAUCUUGUGUUCCUUAUUGAUGGAAGCUGGAGUAUAGGAAAAAGGCGUUUCAAGAUACAAAAGUUUUUCUUGAACGAAAUGGCGGAAGCUCUUGAUGUUGGCCUCUCUGGGCCUCUUAUGGGUGUUGUUCAGUAUGGAGAUGACCCUUCAACAGAAUUUGGUCUUGGGGCACAUUUCAAUGUUGGCGAUCUCAAAAAUGCCAUUGAAAAAAUUCCACAAAAAGGGGGACAUUCCAAUGUUGGAAAGGCUCUCUCCUACGUGAACAAGAAUUACUUUUCUGAUUCCAGCGGGAAUAGAGGAAGUGCUCCAAAUGUGGCUGUUGUGCUGGUGGAUGGAUGGCCCACAGAUAAGGUUGAAGAAGCUUCUCGUCUUGCUCGCGAGUCUGGAAUAAAUAUUUUUUUUGUCACCAUAGAAGGUGCUGAUGACAAUGAGAGGUCAAGUGUUGUCGAACCAAACUUUGUUGAUAAGGCGGUGUGUAGGACUAAUGGACAUUUUUCUAUCAAUGUGCCAAGCUGGUUUGGACUCCACAAAGUAGUCAAUCCUCUGGUAAAUCGUAUGUGUGACAUCGACAAACUAGUCUGUAGCAAGACAUGUCUCAAUGCUGCCGACAUUGGUUUUGUUAUUGAUGGCUCCAGCAGUGUUGGCACCGGCAAUUUCCGCACAGUGCUUCAGUUCAUAGCCAACAUUACCAAUGAAUUUGAGAUUUCUGAUACGGAUACGAGAAUAGGAGCAGUGCAAUACACUUAUGAACAGAGGCUGGAAUUUGGAUUUGAUAAGUAUAGUACAAAGCAAGAUGUAAUGAAUGCCAUCAUGAGAAUAGGCUAUUGGAGUGGAGGAACAAGCACUGGCGCUGCCAUCACCUACGCCUCCGAGCAACUGUUCAGUAAAUCAAAGCCAAACAAGAGGAAGAUAUUAAUUGUCAUUACAGAUGGUCGAUCUUAUGAUGAUGUUCGAGCACCUGCUGCAGCUGUACAUCGGAAUGGGGUAAUUGCCUAUGCUGUUGGGAUUGCCUGGGCUGCCCAAGACGAGCUGGAAUCCAUUGCAACUGACCCUGACAAGGACCAUUCAUUUUUCGUGGAAGACUUUGACAGUCUCUACAAGUUUGUUGGGAAGAUCUUCCAGAACAUUUGUACAGAAUAUAAUUCUCAACCACGAAACUAAAAUCAGUGCAAUUAUGGACAUGAAACCUAUUCUUGGACACCAGGUUUUCCUACCAUUAAAUCCAUAAAUGCCCAUUUACACAAUACUGAGUGCAAAGUAAUGUCUGGGUCUAAGUACAGGUAAAAUAGUGACCUGCAGACCAGCAUUUACUUUUUCACCUGAGUGGAGCAGACUCCACAUGCACUGAAGAAAGCUAAUGUAAUGUGCCUGUAAUAUGCCUACAGCUCACAGAAGGGUAUAAACUGGUUUUAGGUAUAUUGCGAAUCAUGCAUGUUCUCAGUGAAAUAUUCAGCAGCUCAGAGUAUAAAGAAGACCAUAUUAUACUACAGUUAUUUAUUCAUUAUGUACCAUUCAUUCAGCCACACCUUGGCACUGUACUGUAUAUAUCGGUUUUCAAUUCUUUUUUUAAGCCUUACCCAUUACUGAGAUGAAAAUGCAUAAAUGCAGAUUUUAAACAGAAUGCUUUUGCAUUUCUAAUGCAAUUUAUUUAGAUGCAUCAUUAAAGAAAGAGAGCCUAAAUGAAAUGUAGGUUAGUUUUUAGCACCAAUCUAAAAUAAUAUCUAGAUGUGUCUGUUAAUAAUUGCAGUUAUAGGGAUAAUUGGAAAUGGUCACUUGGGAAUAACAAGGGCUACGAGUGUAGAUGCUGAAGAAAGAUCUGUUUGGGUCCUAUGUUACUAUAUUAUUUUUAUCCUUAAACAGUUAUUGUUCUGCUUAUUUAGAACUGUAAAGGUUAUGGAUGUAAGGUUUUGCUAAGAAUUAUAUAUUUCUCAAGUAACAUUUAUCUCAUGCACAUUUUCCCUUUUUACAAAUGUAAAAACUCUGCAAACCAGUGGAUAAUCUUACACAUCAAAGCCAUACAGUCUGCCAUGCCAUGGACAGCAUGGACAGCAUAUAAACUAUUGUAAUAGAAGUGUGAAUUUAAGGUUCUUCAUUGCAACAGCUCAAAAAUGCAUGGAAACCAAUGAAAUCCUAUCCAGUAUAGAAUAGGGAUGUACUAAAUCCAAAUAUUUGGCCUAAUAUUGAAUCCACCUUAAAAUUAUUCGGUUGAAUACCAAGCAUAAUAAUAAUUUGCUUACUCAAUUUUGCAAAAAAAAAAAGAAAAAUGAAUCACCUGAUAAAAAAUAAUUGUCAAAUGAUUGUUCCCCUCAAAGCUUCAAUUCUUCUAUGUCCAGCACCAAAUCUCAGAUUCAGUACAACCCUCUUGUAGAAGCUAUAAAAACACAUAUAUACUGUAUAUAACACAUAUAUAUUGCACUAUAACUCUCCAUAGACUAAGUUAUGCUGUCCAAUAAAAGCUUCUGACCUAGUCUCAUCUGAAUUGGUGGCUUACUGGCAAUGUAUGGGGCCCACAGAUUGGCUUGCCCAACUCAUAUCUGAACAAAAAUUGGCCACGUAUCUAUUGAGCUGGCUUGAAAACCCCAUCACUCGAGGACUGUAUCAGCAGUUUGAUGAGGCCCUGGCAAAUGGGUCUCUGUAGGCUCCACUCUAUGACCUGAUGAUCAGCCCAAUUUGUCCCAAACUUGCCAAACUGGAGUGAGGUGUGAUUAUUUGGCUACCUCAAUGCAUGAGAGAAUCUCACCAUGUAGGGUCAGUUUUAAACUUCCUAUUAUGUAUUUGCCAAUGCAAAUGCUUAAGUAGUGCCUUGUUUACUUCCAUAUAUUAAUUUGCAAUAAUUUCCAUUUUUAUUCACUCAACAUCCUGAUUCUUGGAAAAUCAUUCUAUUCAAUGUACUCUCUCUUGUACCCUUGUUUAUACAAGUUAUGACUCCAGGUACAGAUGUCAUUCAGUAUAUAAUCAGGCCCUACAACUUCUGAGGCACACAAAAAUAUUAUUUUAGGACACACUGCCUACAAGAAAUUGAACUGAACAUUGGUUGUUGUGAUGGUAGAGAAUAGUACAGGUGUGGGACCUAUUUUCCAGAAUGUUUGGGACCUGGUGUUUUCCGGAUAAGGGAUCUUUCUGUAAUUUGGAUCUCCAUACCUUAAGUCUACUAAAAAAUCAUUGAAAUAUUAAUUAAACCCAAUACGAUUGUUUAGCUUCCAAUAAGGAUUAAUUAUUUCUCAGUUGGGAUCAAGUACAAGGCACUGUUUUAUUAUAACAGAGAAAAAGGAAACAAUUUUUAAAAAUGUGAAUUAUUUGCUUAUAAUGGAGUCUAUGGGAGAUGGCCUUCAUAACUUCGCAACUUUCUGGAUAACGGAUCCCAUACCUGUAUUUAUCAUUAUCAUUAUCAUCUUCUAAUUCAUUUAUUUGGUUGUUUGUUUAAUUAUUUUUUUAUAUAAAGAAAUACAAGACAAAUAAAUUGUGCAGAGAACAGUGUAUUUUUGUUCUGCUUGAAAGGCAUGCAAAUCUUCUCUCAGGUAUGUUUGUGUGUGUGUGUAUAUAAAUAUAUAUAUAUAUACAUACAUUAGUCUCAUAAAUAUGAAUCGAUUUAUGGAAUAAUGGUCUUAUAGAGUUGUAUAUAUUUUCAGUAAGAUACAGAAUACACAAUUUGGUAGCCACAGUGCUAUUGGGAAGAUAAAUGUUAUUGAUGGGAGGUGCUCUGAUGAUUUGUCAAAGUCUAAUCAGUCAAAAUAAAAUUCAUUAAAAAAAAAGCAAUUAUUUCUUAAAAUAAUUGAAAAAAUAAAGUGAAACCUCAAUUUUA
This is a messenger RNA of Xenopus tropicalis (tropical clawed frog), 5372 nucleotides long. RefSeq names its product vitrin (gene vit). Lineage: Eukaryota; Metazoa; Chordata; Amphibia; Anura; Pipidae. The record is from RefSeq and is a predicted model, not a curated record. The transcript has 23 exons. Bases 251 to 2731 code for a protein of 826 amino acids. Gene Ontology annotation, cellular component: non-collagenous component of basement membrane; extracellular region.